CAAAACUCCUGCAAAUGCUAAAUGAAACCUUUUCAAUCCCUUUGCAACCUUCUCCUUUCAUGUACUUCCUACUUGUGGCCAUUUCCUUCGUUCUCUUACGCAGAUGGUCCUCUAAUACAAACUCAUCUGUACCCCCUUCUCCACCAAAGCUACCCAUCAUUGGAAACCUUCACCAAGUAAGCUCCCUCCCUCAUCGCUCAUUUCAAACCUUAUCCCAACGCUGUGGGCCUGUCAUGCUUCUCCAUUUCGGAAGCAGACCAGUCCUUGUCAUCUCAUCGGCUGAGGCUGCGUCCCAGGUCUUCAAAACCCAUGACCUCACAUUUUCCGACAGACCAAAGUUCAUCUUCUUUGAGAAAGUUAGCUGCUUAAACUACAAAGACGUUGUAACAGCGCCUUAUGGUGAGUACUGGAGGCAGCUCAGAAGUAUAUCUGUCUUAAAUCUUUUGAGCAACAAGAUGGUUCGUUCUUAUCGUGCUGUGAGACAAGACGAAACAAGAUUGUUGAUAAGCAACAUACUAGAGUCUUGUAAUACCAAAUCAUCAUCAUCCUCCUCAUCCUCAACGGCUUUCAAUUUAAGCGACAUGUUUACCAGACUCAGUCAUAAUAUCAUAUGCAGAGUUUCCAUGGGGAGGAAGUAUGACGAUAUCGAGGAAGAAGGAGGGAAGGUGUUCAUGAAGCUUGCCGGAGAUCUGACAGAGUUCUUCACACGGGUUAACAUUGGUGACUGUAUUCCAUGGCUUUCUUGGGUCACUCGCCUCACUGGGUUUGACGCUGAAUUAGACGACCUGGCUAAACGAGCAGAUACGUUUUUCGAUAUGGUUGUUCAAGAGCAUAUUGAUAAACCGAAUAUUGGAGAUGGAAUGAAGGAUUUUGUGGACGUUUUGCUUUCAGUUCAAAAAGAAAAUGCAGCUGGUGUCAAUCUUGAUCGAGUUGGCAUAAAGGGUAUCAUCCUGGAUAUGUUUGCCGGUGGCAGUGACACCACAUUUACAACCUUAGAGUGGGUGACGUCCGAGCUACUGAGGAAUCCGAGGGCGAUGGAAAAAUUGCAGAAUGAAGUGAGGGGAAUAGUCGGAAACAAAGAGGAUAUAACAGAGGAUGAUUUGGUUGGAAUGCACUACAUGAAGGCGGUGAUCAAAGAGACUUUUCGUUUACAUCCUCCAUUUCCAUUACUUAUUCCUAGGUCGACAAGAGAAAAUGUGAAAAUCAAUGGCUACAAUAUUGAGGCUAACACACAAGUAAUGGUGAAUGCAUGGGCGAUUGGAAGAGACACGAAGUCGUAUACAAAUGCCGAGCUGUUUGAACCAGAAAGAUUCUUAGACAGUGCCAUAGAUUAUAAAGGGAAUAACUUCGAGUUGAUUCCAUUUGGUUCUGGUAGACGAGGAUGUCCAGGAAUGAAUUUUGGGGUGACAGUGAUAGAGACUGUUCUAGCAAAUAUUGUUCAAAAGUUUGACUGGAAAUUACCUGAUGGGGCAAGAGCGGAGGAUUUAGACAUGAGUGAAUCUACUGGCGUAACCGCACAUAGAAAAUAUCCUCUCAAGGUGGUUGCCACACCAUAUUUUCCUUAAUUUUGAGGAUCGGAGCUACCCCCGGCCAUCCUCUUUUCAGAACUUCCCUUGCAACAAUAACUAUUUUAUCACUUUUACUUCAAAAAAAUAAUAAUAAUCAUAAAGUUUCACGUCAGAUGCUUUUGUCGUUGGAGUUUAUGAGAAAACACCCGGUCCACCAUGACUUGUUCAUGUGUACCUUUAUUGGUAUCUUAUGUUUUCUUUCAAGCCAAAAAGUUUAGAAUGUAUGCGUUUCUUUUU
This is a messenger RNA of Fragaria vesca subsp. vesca, 1805 nucleotides long. Its product is annotated as cytochrome P450 71A25-like. The transcript has 2 exons. Gene Ontology annotation, molecular function: monooxygenase activity; iron ion binding; oxidoreductase activity, acting on paired donors, with incorporation or reduction of molecular oxygen. Bases 15 to 1565 code for a protein of 516 amino acids. The record is from RefSeq and is a predicted model, not a curated record. NCBI's taxonomy places the organism in Eukaryota, Viridiplantae, Streptophyta, Magnoliopsida, Rosales, Rosaceae.